CAGCAUUGAAUGGGCGUAGAAGCGACGCUAUGAAUAUAUUGUCAUUAUUAUAUUUGUCUAUUCUCGUCGUGAAAUGUAUUAAAGGUCUUGUGAAUAUAUAAUACGCUUCCCACGUAUCUUCGCCCACUCCGAUUAGCCGUAUUUAUCUUUCGGUUAAAUAUUAACCAAGAUUUUGCGCCUUUCAAAUCUCACCCAUUAAGCAAUGAUCCGCCCACGUCUGACGAAACAACGAGUGCAGAGCCGUAAGUGUGUAGCACAGUAUAUACCCUGGGUAUUCGCAUGAAUGAUGCAAAAAGUUCUGUUAAUUUUGGCAGCUAUUUCAUCCUUGAAUUUGGUGAAUCAAGCAGCAUGUGAACUUCAAUUGGAUUUUGAACAUAUUGUAUAUGGAGUUCAGGACAAAGAAGUUAUAUUAAAAUGUGGGAUUAUUUCAGAUUUAGACAUUAAACAAGUAAUAUGGUAUAAAGAGAAUGAGUAUGAUCGUACCCGCCCUGAUACAAUAUAUUACUAUGAACCAGCGAUUUCAAUUGAUAGACCAACAAUGAAUCGUGCAAGUCGCUCAGCAAAUGGAACAUCACUCACAAUUUACCCUCUCAUGUUAGCUGAUGAAGGAAGGUAUCGGUGCCGUGUUCAAGUAUGGCAAAGCAAUUCAACAAUGUCCAUACCUGAAGAAAAGAGUGCUACUAUGAAACUUGUUGUUUAUGUACCUCCACAAAGAGAACAACUGAGCACAUUUUCAGCACAAAAGAACAUCACACUCACCUGUAAAGCAUUUAAUGCAAAACCAGCAGCACAGAUAAUGUGGUUAAAAACAACACCACAAGGAGAAUCCCAACAACUGUUUUCACAAAAAUUUGUCACAAAAUCACAUGAUGAGCUUUCAGAUUCAACAGGACAUCUCUAUUACAUGUUGUCGAAAAAGGAUAAUUCUGUCAGACUGUCGUGUGUUAUUAUGCAUCCAGAAACUAACACAACUGUCUAUAAAAAUGUUACAAUGGUGUCGCCUGUUAUACAAAAUGCAGUAGAUAUUCUGGUAGACAGGCUCGGAGGGGAAAUUACAUACUCCUCUGUAAUAAAUCAAGAUGAUGAGGAUUCUGCCGCAAGUUUUGUUAAAAUUACGGCAGAUCCGGGUUUAGAAAUUAACUACAAUUCUUCAGUAACUUUAUCAGCUUCUGCUCCAGGAGUUUUCCCACAACCCAGUUUUGUGUGGUGGACAGGUGAUCAAGCCGCUUAUUCUGGAUCUGAGCUUUACAUUUCGCAUGUUGAUAGAAAUCAAAUAUAUUAUGUUCUGGCACAGAAUCCUGUUGGAAGAGUUCUCCUGUCCGUUCCACUCACAAUUGUGGAUACAGAAAACGUUGAAGGCAAUUCCAACACUACCAAUACAACAGAUGAUAAUAAAACGCCUGAAGAUACAAUGAAUGGGGGAUUGAUUGCUGCUUGUAUCAUUGCGGCAAUGGUGUUCCUGCUCUUGGUUGGUCUCACCAUCUGGUACUGCACUUGUAGAAAUCCACCGAAUGAAGGAAUACCAAAUGUACGAAAGAAAAAAGAUAGUAAAAGACACAUAGAGGAGGAAGAUGCAUUUAUGUCACAUCAUCAGAAACCCUUGAUGAGGACAACGUCAACCCAAACACUUGAGGGUAAACGGCAAAACCAAAAAAGAGAGUCACAAAGGUUUGCAACACCAGACGACAGCCCAGUUGUGAGUAAACCACUGAAAAGUGAUAAAACUCAUACAUCUCCUCCAGAAUAUGCAACUAAACCACGACCAAUGGAAAAGCAUCUUCAGGAGUAUGACGAGAGUGCUUCCUUUGUCGGAGACUAUGGUUCCAACGUAGGGUUAGAGAGCAACCCAAGUGUUGAGAAUCUACAUAGUGCACUGGAGGAAGACUCUCACUCGGAGGAAAGUAUUCCUGAUUCUGAAGAUAGCACGAGUGUAAAAGUACCUCAUCGCAGAGAAGAUGUUGUUUGAAACUGUGUUUUCGAAAAGCUGAUUCAAUGCAGAAUUUUUAAGCAUUUUUGCUUGACAAUCCCAUGACUUUGAAAUAUCAUGCACAUAUUAUGUCGGAUUGUUUUCACAUCUUUAAUUGUAGCGUGUAAUAUUGAUUUUGUGCUCAGUAUAUAAUUUAUUUCAAUGUGCCAAUUCUGCUUUUAGGUAGUUAAUGCUUUGUAUAUUCACCUAUUACAUGUAGAUUCCACGCUUUUAAUUCUGCCAUAUGCUUACUGUGUUGCUGAGUAUAAUGCAAUAUAUGUUAUAUUUGCAUAGACCUGUUUUGUGCAGUUUAGAAAAUAACUUGCUUAGUGAUUGGCACAUCACACACUGUAUAAGUAUUAGAAGGGAUUGUUGGAUGGAAAAGGGAUUAUUGAACAGUAACUGACAUGGACAGGUAUCCGGAUGAGGGGUCAUGGUUUGCCAUAUAAUUGAGGCAUUUUGCCUCUUCCCUGUGAUAAUUAUGAAAAUCCUAUCCAUCUGAUGCAUUUCACAAUAACUAUUAUAUGAUAAAAUCCAGAAUCUCACCUUAACAGUAUUCUUUAACCUCUUUUCACCACGACCCACCUCGGGUAAUGAUACAGAAAAUAAUGAUAAAAUUGACAAUACCUCUCUUGAGAAAAUCGA
Styela clava is the source of this 2611-nucleotide messenger RNA. RefSeq lists its product as uncharacterized. Gene Ontology annotation, biological process: homophilic cell-cell adhesion; heterophilic cell-cell adhesion. Lineage: Eukaryota; Metazoa; Chordata; Ascidiacea; Stolidobranchia; Styelidae. Gene Ontology annotation, cellular component: adherens junction. The record is from RefSeq and is a predicted model, not a curated record.